AAGUGGUAAAUGAAAUAAAUUUUUAGACUCGGAAUCAUGGAAGAUUUAGAUCCGGGAUAUACCCAAGCUUGCAGUGAAAGGACAAUUCAAUCCGAUUCUCAAGGAUUUUUCGCAGAGUUCUAUAAUGAAGUUCUUAAAUCAUGUAGUGAUAAGUGGCUGAAAACCCAUUUUAAAAAUAUGAAAAGUGAUAGUGAACGAAUUAUGUCAUUAUUCAACGACCCAGAAGUUUGCGGGCCAGUGAUUGGCAUUCUUGAACAUGUACAACCGGUGUUCAAAGAAAAAGAUGCAGCGUUUUCAUCGCAACGGAGAAUUCAAGGGGAGAAAUUUCUAUUAAUGGAGGAUAAUAAAAAAGCAUUAAUGAUGCUGAACCAUGCUGUUGUUCGAGCUCCACCCAAAGGAAUUGACAAGCAAAUUGAUUGUGGAUUUUCAUUAGCAAUGGCUUAUUGGAUAAGAUCAGCAAUUCUCUUGACAGAGAAGGAUGGCAUCCAUGCACUUCAGGACAUUAAAUUAGCUGCAAAAAAUGGAUUCAAUAUAAAGGAAAAUCCUGAAUACUACUGGCGCAUGACUAAAGCAUAUGCCCUGAUGGGAGAACAUGCAAAAGCGAAAAUAUCUAUGGGUAUUUUGGAAAAACUAUUAGAGGGUGAAAAACACAAAAUCGAAAAAUUCAGGCAAGAGUUGAGUGGAAUUGUUCCCAACGUGAAGGAGAAGACUGUUUGUCAAGCACACGCACUGGCAGGAGGUGAAAAUCCAAAUAUCGAAUCGGCUUCAAACCUACUAGAAGUAGUCGAAUCUGGCGAAAAGGGAAAAUACAUGGCAGCGAAAGACAAUGUAAAUGCCGGUGAUGUAGUGCUCAUGGAAGAGCCUGUUGUAGCUUGCUUACUGCCUAAAUUAUUUGGUAGCAACUGCCUACAUUGUUUCACAAGGUUAGAAAUUCCAGUUUGCUGCCCUAGUUGCUCCGGCGUAGCAUUUUGUUCUGAUGAAUGUAUGACUGCAGCGUGGAACUCUUAUCAUAAGUACGAAUGCACAUUUUCGGAUUUACUUGUUGGAUCGGGAAUGUCUAUUCUGUGCUUUUUGGCAUUACGAACUUUCACUCAAUCAUCAAGUGUUGAUGAAGGUUUGGCAACAGCGAAUGGCCUCAUAUCAAAACUCUGUGCUCACAAGGACUUAAGGACGCCUCAGGAUUAUCUUCAACGAACUCUCAUGUCAGCUUUCCUACUUCGUUGCCUACAAAAAUGUGGUUACUUUGGAAGACGAACUACUGAGUCGGCCGAUCCAAUAGGAAAAGAGUUGGAAGUGGCUGUAUCAUUAUUGGGCCUACUACAAGUUCUACAAUUCAAUGCGCAUGAAGUCCACCAGAUUGUCAUCAGUGGAGAUCACAAAUUUGACAAUGCGAAAACGGUUUAUGUUGGGGCUGCAAUAUAUAAGACUGGUUCAUAUUUUAACCAUGACUGCUGUCCUGGUGUUGCAAGACUCUUCGUGGGAAAGAAGCUUGUUUUAGUGUGUACAAGGCCGGUCAAAGCAGGAGAUCCAGUUUCAGAGAAUUAUGGACCAAUUGUGACGAAAAUGACUUUAAAAGAAAGGUUACGAAUUUUACGAUCACGAUACUGGUUUAAGUGUAGUUGCGACGCCUGUCGGGAAAAUUGGCCUGUGCUACAGAAAAUUGACCGAAAUGUAAGGUUCAGGUGCCCAACACCCUCAUGCAAUGGCAUUUUAAAGUUCCCCAAAGAUAUUGGGAAGGACGUUCGAUGUAAUGUUUGUCGAAAGAAUGUUUCAUUAAAGGAGAGCAUUUCAAGCAUUAUUAAAUGUGAGGAAAUUUACCGAAAAGCUGGAGCAUUUAUGAAUGAUCAAAAAACUGAAGAAGCAAUCAAUGCUUUCAAAGAGGGGAUUUCUCUGUUUUACGAAGUUGCUGUACUACCUCACAAGGAUACUCUAAUUGCCCAGGAAUCACUUCGAAAAUGCUAUUCAGAUACAGGAACAACAUUUAGAAUAUAAGCGAGAUCUUAGGGAGGACUUUGAUUUUGAUAUAUUUCAAAAUAAAUUUGUCUGUCAUAAAA
Molecule: messenger RNA, 2054 nt
Organism: Hermetia illucens (black soldier fly)
Lineage: Eukaryota; Metazoa; Arthropoda; Insecta; Diptera; Stratiomyidae
Gene: Smyd4-2
Product: SET and MYND domain-containing protein 4
Exons: 8
Coding region: 37-1992 (651 amino acids)
Molecular function (GO): protein binding
Source: RefSeq, a predicted model, not a curated record